AUGCCACAGAGGUUCAGAACAACCUCCAGCGACGCUGCCAUCCAGCUCGACCUCAUUGCGAAAGUGCACGGCAUUUCGAGCGCCGAACAAUACUUCAAAAAUAUUCCAAUCGCCUUAAUGGACAAUAGAAUAUAUGGCUCCCUUCUAAACGCGUAUGUCCGCUCAACGAUGAGGGAAAAGGCCGAGUCCCUAAUGGAGGAAAUGAGAAACAGAAACUAUGCCAACCACAUCCUUCCUUUCAAUGUGAUGAUGACCCUCUACCUGAAACUCAAAGACUUUGAGAAAGUGGAGUCGUUAAUAUCAGAAAUAUUCGAGAAAGAGAUAUCGCCCGAUAUUUACACCUACAACAUAUGGCUCUCUUCCCAUGGGUCCCAAGGCUCCGUGGAUAAAAUGGAGCAAGUUUUUCAGCAGAUGGAGCUCGAAAACUCCAUAGAUCCAAACUGGUCAACUUUCAGCACGAUGGCCGCGAUGUAUAUUAAAUCGGGUCUCCUGGAGAAAGCCGAGGAGUGUCUAAGGAAACUCGAGGAUGUGAUUAUGGGCCGCGACCGUAAUCCUUACCACUAUCUCAUGACCCUAUAUGGCACUAUGGGCAGGAAGGAGGAGGUCUAUCGAAUAUGGAACAUUUACAAGGCCUCGUAUGAAAAUAUCCCUAACUAUGGGUAUCACUCGGUGAUUUCAGCCCUUAUCCGAUCGGAUGACAUGGAGGGUGCUGAGAAGAUGUAUGACGAGUGGCUUUCGGUAAAUUCGGCUUUUGACCCGCGGUUAGGUAAUCUGCUCUUAGGCGCUUAUUUGAGAAACGGGCUUUCCGAAAAGGCAGAGACUUUAUUCGACCAGAUGGGCGAGAUGGGAGGGAAACCCAGCCCGUUUACGUGGGAGAUACUCUCGGAGGACCACAUUGCAAAUAUGAGGAUCCCCGAGGCCCUUUCUUGCCUCAAAAAUGCGGCCUCGACCGAGUGGUCGGUAAGCUGGAAGCCGAGGCAUCAAAUUGUGUCCAAAAUUCUCGAGAUUUUGGAGAAAGAUGAUGAUGUGGUGAGUAAGGAGUCGUUGUUGGAGAUAUUGAGGCAGGUGGGGUGUCUCGAUGAUGCAGCUUACAUUUCGAAUAUACCUUUGUUGGGUGAUGACAAGUUUGGUGGGGGUGAGGAUGGGAAUUUGGAGGUACUCGAUCAACUGCAGGAGAGCUUGUGA
This is a messenger RNA of Striga asiatica, 1185 nucleotides long. The record is from the annotation of a GenBank genome assembly. Lineage: Eukaryota; Viridiplantae; Streptophyta; Magnoliopsida; Lamiales; Orobanchaceae.